Anoplopoma fimbria (sablefish) is the source of this 4883-nucleotide messenger RNA. RefSeq names its product ring finger protein 19B (gene rnf19b). Gene Ontology annotation, biological process: protein polyubiquitination; ubiquitin-dependent protein catabolic process; positive regulation of proteasomal ubiquitin-dependent protein catabolic process. The transcript is spliced from 10 exons. NCBI's taxonomy places the organism in Eukaryota, Metazoa, Chordata, Actinopteri, Perciformes, Anoplopomatidae. Gene Ontology annotation, molecular function: ubiquitin protein ligase activity; ubiquitin conjugating enzyme binding; zinc ion binding. Gene Ontology annotation, cellular component: ubiquitin ligase complex; cytoplasm. The record is from RefSeq and is a predicted model, not a curated record. Bases 859 to 3057 code for a protein of 732 amino acids.
ACGAGGCGAGCUGCGGAGAUUUAACUUUGAGUUUGUGCGCUGCGCUCGCGGGGCGCAGGAAAGAGAGGAAAAAGGCCGCGCGGUCAUCUGCCAGGAGGUCCCCGAGCGCGAGAGGAGAGAGGCGGGCACGUCACCGAAGGGCUGCUUGUACUUCGUGCUUUUUCGAGAGACGCACAGGAAAGGAGCCGAGGAGCCCGUCGCAUCGCUUCCACAGCCUCUCCCGUCGAACAGAACCGGUUCUGAGCGGGAAAAGACCGGCGUUCAACCAGAACGGAGAGGAAGACAAGCGGAGGAUUGGCUCUGAACACAGCUGGGGAGAAUUCAAUCCACACUGAGGAAUAAUCACAACGUUCAGACUGAACUCUGCCCUGUGGAUGUUUCUGUUUUCCUUUUUUCUUUUUCUUUUUCUUUUACCCUCAUUCACUGGAACGGACAUUAAUCUUCUUAGGAAUCACGGUAAUGUCUCUCCUCUACAUCUGCCUAGGAUAUGAAAGACUCCCUGCUCUCUUCUUCGUGAACCCUUUUGACCGCAGAGUUUGAGUGAAACUCCGGGAGCAGACAGGGAAUUUCUUUUAUUUUUUUCUUGACUUUGAACAAUCUCUUUCAUUUUCUGUUUUGUACAUCGUCGUCAUCUCACUCCUGUCUUUUCCUGAUAUCGUUUGGUUUCUCAUAACAGGAAGAGAAGGAGGUGACUUGCUCAAGUUUCUCUAACAGGAGCCAGAUUAGUGUUCCCAUUCCCGUUUGGCUUUCACCAGGGGACAAGUCCUCCCUUGUGUGUUUUUGUGUAGGAGUGUCCCUCUGCGAUACAUUAACGUGUCUCAGGGUGACAAUAACCGGCCCUGUGUCUCUUCUGGGAAAAUGGGAUCAGAAAAGGACUCGGAGUCGCCUCACUCCUCAGUGAGCGGCGUCCCCAACCCAAAGUGCCGCCCGGCGGGCAAACGCCAGGGCCGCAUCUCCUUUCACAGCCUCUUCCACAGCAAGCGGGGCUCUCGGGGCGCCAGGGGCCCCAAAGGAGGAGCUGCCACCCCUUUAUCCCAUCACCACCAGCUUCACCACACACAGCAACAGCUCCUCCCUACUGCCUUGAGCUCGACGCCUGCCGAAACCUCAGCUGCGCCCUUGACAACAACGACCACCACCGCCGCAACCACCCAGGACGCCGCCUCCAGUACCCCAUCAAAGCUGCUCUCCUCCAGCCAGCCGUCUCUGGGUGGAACCCCUCCCUCCGGGGAGGCCGACCUCCUGGAGUGCCCCCUGUGCCUGGUGCGCCAGCCCGCUGAGCAGCUCCCUGAGCUGCUGGGGUGCAGCCACCGCUCCUGCCUCUGCUGCCUGCGGCAGUACCUCCGCAUCGAGAUCACAGAGAGCCGAGUCCAGCUCAGCUGCCCCGAAUGUGCAGAGAGACUGGCCCCGCGGCAGGUGGCGGACAUCUUGGAUGACGCAGCCCUGCUGGAGAAGUAUGAGGAGUUCCUCCUGCGGAGGUGCCUUGCCUCCGACCCAGACUGCCGAUGGUGCCCAGCGCCCGACUGCGGAUUUGCCGUCAUCGCCUCAGGCUGUGCCAGCUGUCCCCGGUUGGUGUGUCGCAGAGAGGGAUGUGGCGCCGAGUUCUGCUACCACUGCAAACAAGCCUGGCAUCCCAACCAGACCUGCGACUCGGCCCGCCAACAGAGAGCCCAGUCACUGCACACCCACAGCAACCACUCCCCCAGCUACACACAGGAGCAGGGACCGGCUGAUGACAUCAAGCCCUGCCCUCGCUGUGGUGCCUACAUCAUCAAGAUGAACGAUGGAAGCUGCAAUCACAUGACCUGCGCCGUCUGCGGCUGUGAGUUCUGCUGGCUGUGCAUGAAGGAGAUCUCCGACCUGCACUACCUCAGUCCAUCUGGCUGCACAUUCUGGGGGAAGAAGCCUUGGAGCAGGAAGAAGAAGAUUUUGUGGCAGCUGGGCACCCUGAUUGGAGCUCCGGUGGGCAUCACCCUCAUCGCAGGCAUCGCCGUUCCAGCCAUGGUCAUCGGCAUCCCCGUUUACGUCGGCCGCAAGAUCCACGCCCACUACGAGCUGAAGAAGACGUCUCGUCACAGGAGGAACCUGGCCAUCACAGGAGGCGUGGCCCUGUCCAUCAUCACCGCCCCCGUCAUCGCGGCUGUCAGCGUCGGUAUCGGUGUGCCCAUCAUGCUGGCCUACGUGUACGGCGUGGUGCCCAUCUCUCUGUGUCGAGGAGGAGGCUGCGGGGUCAGCAGAGGGAAGGGACGAGGUGUACGCAUUGACUUUGAUGAGGACGAUGGUCCAAUCACAGUGGCGGACGCGUGGCGAGCCCUCAAGUCCCCGAGCCUCGGCGAUAGCAGUCUGGACGGGGCAGUCAGCGGUCUGAGCACCACCUCCCCUAGCGAGGGGCUCUCCGUGGCCCCCGGGACUCUGGGUGACACGCCCCACUUUAACACCCUGGCAGGCGGCGCCCUGGGAGCACGCAGCAGCAAGUACAGCAGGCUGGAGGUGCAGGCGGCGGAGCUGGCUAAAGAAUCUGCCCAGAGGGAGACAGGCAGCCUGGGAGCAGGUAGCGACUGUGCCAGCACCCGUGGAAUGGCCGGAUCCAUCAUUUCGUCAUACACACUCCCCGACAGGGAGUGCACCAACCUGGAGAUCCAGGUGGACAUUGAGACCAAACCCAGCCACCUCUGCCUGACCAGCGAAGAGGAUCUAGCUCCGCCUCCAUGCUCCGGUGCCAUGGCCACGGCCUCAGGAGUGGAGGAGCCUCAGGACUGCAGCUCCAGGCGGGGCGGGGCUCUGUCCGGCUCGGCCCUGGGACUGUCGCCGGGCGUGUCCAUCAGGGAGGGGCUCAGAGACGUCACCCUGGCUCAGCCGGAGAGCAUCCGCAGUGACCUGGAGAUGUCGGACACUCAAUCGGAUGACAUCGCCGAGCUGACGUCGGACGACUGUGACUCGCCUCACCCCAAGACCUGUCACCUGGCAGCCGGCCAGCAGCCCCCCUCCUGCCGAGUGCUGAACUCCUCGGACGGCCUUCGCUGUCCCGCGGACGGCAACGUCAUCCUCUACGUCUGAGAGAGCAGCAGCUCCCAGGAUUGCACAAAAAAAGACUCCCGACAGUUUUAUCCGAGCUCUCCUUUACUUCUUAGCCUUUUUGUUUUUCUUUUUUAUGAUUUCUCGUUUGCUGCUUUUGUGACUCACAGACGGCGUCUUAAACACAGACAGGGUUUGUUCACUUCUGUCUGUCUGUCCGUCUGUCUUAUCUAUCGACCUGUCAAUCUCCUCGCUGAGUAAAUUGUCAGGGUUCUACCUCUGAGAUUUAUAAGAUGAUGAUUUAUGUUUACUCCUCGGUGCAAAAUGCCUUGGCUACUUAAGCAAAAAAAAAAAAGAAAAAAAAAAAAAAAAGAGGUACAAAUUUUCCACAAGAAAUAUUGCAAUUGUGAAGUUCUGAAAUAAGGUGAAAGGUCACCGAGCACAGCAGAGGGAAGACGGAUGUUGGCUGGGGACGAAAGGGGACGUUUCUAAUAAUGUGUGGGUGAAUGUGGACUUUGUACUCAACUAUUGUGGCUUUAUUUCCUUCUUUUCUCUAUUUAUAUUCAGAUGACCUGGAAAUUGUGUUAUUUGCUGCGCGCAUGUGUCUGCAUGAGCCAUGCCUUGUGUGAAAGGUUGAAAAAGGGGCAGUGAGCUUCUGUUACACUGGUGAAAGUUUACUUUAGAUGAUGAAGCUGCACUUGAAUCUCACUUUCCCUGCACAGAGGAGGAGGAGGAGGAGAAGUUUGGGUUUACAGAAAUAGAUGAUUGAGUUCUGACAAUGACGAGAUGAAGACACUGCAGUGAAAUGCACUGAGAGAAGCUAUUUUAUUCUAUUCUCUUUGACAGCGAAGGACCUUUAUCACAUUUUUUAAAAGUUGUGGUCAGUCCAGUAUAUGAACGGGUUUGUACUGCACUGAGAUGUGCAUCAAACAGACAUUUAUCAGUUUAUAAAUUAUCAAGUGAGAACCUGAAAUAUAUUGUUUAUCUGAAAAAUGCAAAAAUCCAACUUGUAUUCUACAGUUUCAACUGUUGUGUACUUCCUGUAAUCUUCAACUACAUGGUGAACUACAGUUUUGCUGAAACUGCGUGUAUGUGCAAAGCACCAGAAUUACCUGCUGGUGCUUCAACUGUCUGCAUACUAAAAUUUUGAAAGCUUUCUUGAUUUGUUAAAUCAACUCAUCAGCCAUUCCACUUAAGAAAAAAAACAUUUAACAUCUAAAGUUUUUAGAUGGUUUCAAUUCAAUAAUUAAAAUAGGCUCAAAAAGGUUAAAAUUAUAAAAUGAUAUUUGACAGAAAAAGAUGCAAAGACUCCAGUGUCCCAAAAAUAUUGAAAAGUAACCGCUAUAAUUUUCCAGAGGUAAUUAUUUUAAUUGCUUUAUUUCUUUGACCAACAGCCCAAAACCCCAAAGAUAACCACAAAUAAUAUAAUAUCUUACAAAGAAAACCAAUAAUAAUAUCAUAUAUUACAAAGAUAACCACUAAAUCCUCACAUUGGAGAAGCCUGAACCAGAGAACAUUUGGAAUCUUUUGGCUUAAACAAAUAAAAUAAUUAGUUGAGUAAUGGAUAUUAAAAUAGCUGUUGAUUAUCUUGACUCAUUGAAUAGUUUAACUCUCUCAGCUGUAUUUUGUGAUCGAUGGUGAACAGCUCUUGAGGCUCUGGUCACUGUCACAACUCUCUCACUGUGGCUCUGGUGUGUGUGUCCUAACUGGACCGCUGUCCGACAGUCAGCUGCCUUAUAGACACUCUCUGACCAACACAACACACCAACAAGACUGGUUUAGUGAUAACUGGCUGUCUGACCCACUUGAACGCUGUGUGUGUGUGUGUGUGUGUGUGUGUGUGUGUGUGUGUGUGUGUGUGUGUGUGU